Molecule: messenger RNA, 1137 nt
Organism: Letharia columbiana
Lineage: Eukaryota; Fungi; Ascomycota; Lecanoromycetes; Lecanorales; Parmeliaceae
Exons: 6
Coding region: 1-1137 (378 amino acids)
Biological process (GO): inner mitochondrial membrane organization
Cellular component (GO): mitochondrial inner membrane
Source: RefSeq, a predicted model, not a curated record
AUGCGGGCUUCAUUGAGAGGUUCAGAGAUCAUCAAGUCAAGGUGUUCCAGAGCUCCCAGUGUAUGGCACUCUUCACCAGCCAUCUGGCGACGAGAUCUACGCAUUUCUACCCCGUCCGCAGACGCUCUUGAUAUCGUCCCUUCUGAGCCAGUCCCAAGUACGAGCGGUGCUACAUCAGAUGCCAAAUUUGAGGUCAUUGGCUCACCGUUUUCUCUCCUCUCCGUUUCUCUCUCAGCCUCUCAAAAUCUCUACACUCGGAAAGGUUCACUGGUUGGGGUAGGAGGGAAGGCUGAAAAUGCAGUGUCAACUCUUUCAGUACUGGCGCCUUUCCGCAGAGCAUUUCUUCAAAUACCAUUCCUUUAUCAGAGAAUAUCGUCUACGACGCCUAUCACGGCACUCAUAUCUACCAAAGCAUCCCGUACCUCAAUGACAACGCUGAAUCUAGAUGGAACGCUGGAUUGGAUGGUUACUGGGAAAGCUCUUCUGGCAUGGACUGGGCAGACGCUCUCUAUUACACCCUCUGUGAACCGGAACAUGAGUUUGGCGCAUUGGGGUAAUUCUCAGGUCACGGGAAGGGGACUCCUUGCCCUUGCAGGUCAAGGGUCCAUUUCUCAAUUAGUCCUCCAAGCAGGAGAAUCAUAUGUGGUCCACCCAAGCAACGUCGUUGCAUAUAGCAUGAACGCUAACCCACCUUUGCCUCACCGUUUGAGGUCGUCCUCGCUGCGCUUUCAGAUACCGGAGAUAGGCGUCUCUAACCUGCUACCAGAUACAAGGUUCAUAAGAGCAAUGCGCGAUUCAAGGACGUGGCGGACAUUCACAACGAUACUUUUCAAUGUACGCACGUGGGCGAGAGCGACGAUUUGGGGCGAUAGGCUUUUCUUACAAUUCCAUGGGCCAACGACAAUCCUGCUACAGACCCGCGCAGCUAGAAUACUUGAUGUGCUGACAUCUGAGAACGUCAACGAAAUUGCCGACACGCAACCAGGAGUAGUACAGCCGGUAUUCACUCUUCCAGCAGAAAGAAGCACCACAGAUUCUGCUAAGAAGUCUAAGGCCGGCUCCGCAGUAACUAUGAAAGCUCCUCGUAUGAGUACGGCGAGCAUCGGCACUGAUGGGAAGGUAACAUUUGGAGAUUGA